UUUUCACUUCUAUUUAUUAGGGAUUAAAGUUAAAACAGUCUCAUGAGAGUUUUCAGCCACAGGCUAAAAAACAUGAAGCAGAAGAGAAGCUGUGGGUGCCCUGUCCCUGGAAGGCCAGGCUGGUCAGGGUCCUGCACACUUUGAUGUGGUGGAUGGCUUCCCUGCCCAUGGCAGGAGGUUGGAAGCAGCUGAUGUUUAAGGUCCCUUCCACGCCAAAGCAUUCUGGGACACCAGGGGGGUGCAAAAGAGGGCUUCUGCUACGGUUAAUGGAAUGUUGCCACAGCUAAACUGUUACCACAAGGCUUCCAUCCCAGGGUGCCAGGUGACCUGGGGUCCGUUAAGCCAGUUGAUGGAUCCUCUGCUGGGAAGCAGACGCAAAGUGUCCAGCUCCUCUGCAUCGUGUCCAUCUUCUCCAUCCCUGGUGGGAACAGAAGGUGAUUUGCUGACAUUUAUGAAGAAAAUCCUUGACUGACUACACGUAAUCUACAUCUUUGGAAGAACAUCGUUCUCUGACCCCUAGAAGUCAGGAUUUUGUAGCAGUGUGCUACCUAAAGGAAUCUAAGGGAUCAGACGCUGUAGAUUCUCUGACAUUCCUUCUCUGGUGCCUGUCCCACUUUCUCUUCCAGUGGUUUUAGAUCACAAAACACCAUGAGCACAAAUCAGCUAAAGCGCCGUGGAGAAGCAGAUGAUUCUGGUCAAACUCAGAAACGGAGCAGGCUGAUCGCUCCUAGGAGAGCUGGAGCUUCAGAGCCAAAGCCAGACUUCAAAGAAAGUGGUACACUUUCUUUUGAACUUGCUGGUGAGGAAUUCAUAGGUGUCACUGCUGACUCUUCUGACUCUGAAGACAUCAAUCUAAUUGUCAGUGACUCUGGCAGUGUUGUGCAGUGUGAGCAAAACCAGCAGCAUCCACUUGUUUCCAGAACAGAAGAUGAUUCAGCCAUUCUACUGGCAAGUGAGAAAGAUGUGGAACCAAAAGAUAGUGAUGGCGCAUGGCCAUCAGGUACUCUUAGUUCUCCAAACUGGAUGGAUGAGUACUUAGAGUGGGAGCAGAACCAGGAGUACCCACUUCUCUCCACACCAGUGGAUGAUUCAGUUGUUCUACUGGCCAGUGAUGAUGAUGAAAUACUGAGAGAUAACAAUGGGCUCUUUGGUCCCUUAGCAAGUGUGGUUUACAAGGAUUGCUUCUUAUGGCAGACGGAGCAAAACCAGCAGCACCCACUUGUUUCCAGAGCAGGAGAUAAUUCAGCCAUGCUACUGGCAAGUGAUGAAGAGGAAGGAAGAAACAACAAUAGCGCAUGGCCAUCAGGUACUCUUAGUUCUCCAGACUGGAUGGAUGAGUACUUAGAGCUUAUUGAAGGGUAUGAACAACAAAGAAGCCAGCAGCUGUUGGACAGCUCUGUACUGAGUGAUGAUGAUGAAAAUGAAACAACAGAUAAUGAUGUGUCUGUGACUGAUUCAUCAUCUGAAGAAGGGGAUUCAUCAGAAGAUGAAACUGAAAGUUCAGAUGCUUGGCCAGCAGGUAUUAUUAGGUGCCCGAUCUGCAUGGAUUUUUACCCACAGAUCAUGCAAAGUGGACGACUGAUUUUGUCAACACUGUGUGGCCAUGUUUUCUGCAGUCAGUGCCUCCCUUUUGCCCUUCAGACUGCCAGCUUUUGCCCAACAUGCAGGACAGAUCUCACUCCACAACAAUACCAUCCCAUUUAUAUAUAAGUACUUGUAUUUUUCAAGGCAGUCUCAGAUGGAUUGUGAGGAAUAGGUGGUACAAAGACUUUUUUGUUUUUGUAUAUAGUUUUUGUUGUAUAAGGUUCCAUUUUCUCUGAAUUUAAUUAUAAGUAAUUUUUAAUUGAUUUAAAUAUAAACAAGUCUGCUCAUCUAUGUUGGAUUCUGCUGGUAGACAGAUUUCUUUUAACAGAUACAAAUAAAACCCUUAGUUUUAUCAGUCAGAAGUGCUUGUUCUUUUCAUCACACUGUAGUCAUUGAUUUCUGGGUGGAAAUGCUGAAGGCAUGAGCUUUGUAAUUCUUGUGAUAGUGUGUGUUUUAUAGGGAAAAGGGAACAGGCACUGCUUGGGGUGUGAGGCCUUCUGUUUCUUAGGACAGACCUAGCAGGAUGUUUUGCUAAAAAUGUCAUUAUUUCAGUUCUUUGAAGGUUGAAAGAGUAGCAGGUUGUGCACACAUCGAAAGACAACUAUUUUCUUUGAGAAUAGUUUGUCUGUAUCUAGACAGCUUGUUUAUGGCCCAAGCUGCCCCUUGUUUUGUCCUUGGUUACAGUGUUCCAUUGAUGACUGUCAGCUGAUGACAGGAGCACUGACAGCUUCUAUGAAGCUCCUCCCCUUCUAAAAAGCAAGCUAAAGGACUUAAACAUAAUUGCUUCAAUAUAAUUGCUUUAUUAGAACUGCUUCAAUAUUGCUUC
Molecule: messenger RNA, 2410 nt
Organism: Cyanistes caeruleus (blue tit)
Lineage: Eukaryota; Metazoa; Chordata; Aves; Passeriformes; Paridae
Source: RefSeq, a predicted model, not a curated record